AGGGAGAGAGAGAGUAAAGAGGGAGGGGAGGUUUAUCCAACAGCGCUGGUGAGACAGAAGUUUCAGCUCUGCGCUUCACACACAGCCAGGACAGAAGAUACCACACACAUACAUACAGAUACAAUGCUGCUCCCAGCAAGCGCGCUGAUUGGCCUGCUGUGCCUGAGCCAUGCAGGUGGUGUGUGGGGUUUUGCCCGUCUGCUGGAUGACGUGGAGCUACGCUCAGCUUUCUCAGUUGCACGCACCAACAGCAUGGAAGGCGGGCCCAAGAUGACUGUGACCUUUGACACUGUUUAUGUGAACAUCGGUGGGGAUUUUGAUCCCAAGGCUGGCUUGUUGCGCUGUCGUAUCCCCGGGGCCUACUACUUCUCCUUUACAGUGGGAAAGUUUCCACACAAAGACCUGUCUGUGAUGCUGAUGAAGAACAGAAACGAGGUGCAGGCCAUCGUGUACGAGGAAAACGCUGGAGAAGAGAGGAAGGUGCAGAGCCAGAGUGUAAUGCUGCAGCUGGAGUUCGGUGACACCGUCUGGCUCCGUCUCCAUGGUGACCCUCGCUAUGCGCUCUACAGCAACACCGGACACUACACCACCUUCAACGGCUACCUGGUCUACCCAGACACCUACGACUACCAGACACACCACCACCAACACCAUCCUGCCUUCAACUCCCAGCAGCCCCAGCAAGACAACAUCCCCCUGUUAAACAGUAACCAGGCCACAGAGCAUGUCAGGUCUGAUAAAAGAGACACGGUGGAGGAGAAGGAGCUGCAACGCAGGGAGGAAGAGGAGGAGGAUGAGGAUGACGAAGAGGAUGACCAGAGAUCUGCCUUCUCGGUGGGGCGCACCCAGAGCAUCGUGGGAGUAGACCAAGUGGGCAUGCCGCAGCACCAGCCAGUCAGCUUCGACACAGCAUUCGUCAACAUCGGAGAAGACUUUAAUGUGACAAAGGGGGUGUUCACUUGCCGCGUCCCCGGGGCCUACUACUUCUCCUUCAACGUGGGCAAGCUGCCGCAGAAGACGCUGUCCGUCAAGCUGAUGAAGAACCAUCUGGAGGUGCAGGCGAUGAUCUACGACGACAGCCAGGGCGAGAAAGCUCUACAGAGUCAGAGCUUGAUGCUGUCGCUGAAACCAGGAGACACGGUCUGGCUCUACUCCCACCAGAGAGAUGGCUUUGGGGCUUACAGCAACCACGCCAAGUACAUCACCUUUACUGGCUUCCUGGUUUAUCCAGACUUCCCCAACACCACCACCACUACCACCACCAGCCAAUCAUAUGCAGACAAGAAACCCUAGCUACAGCACAUGGGCUAGGGACUGAACAUUGUGGGAGGAAUUCAUGCAAAGUGGAAAAGUCUCAGAGUCCACAAAGGGCAGUUUCUUAGUUGUGUGCAGAGUGGAGAAUCCUCGUAAUGAAUGUUGCUUUGUGGUUGUCUUUGACACUUCCUCUUCAUAUGAAUUCCUUCGCAAAGUCACAGGGACCUUGGACUGAGUGCAGAGCUUAAAUGAAAAUCUCUUAGAUUUCCAGCUAAUGGCUUCCCAGGAUAUGACCUCAUCGCACUGGAACCUUGAAUGACAGUAAUGUGAACUCUGAUUGAAUAUUUCACUCUGUAAUGAAAACUCAUUACCUGCUCACCUCUGUGUCAGCCGAACUCUCAUUUCAGUUAGUGCGACCACCAAAAUGCACGGGGAGUUAGCUAUUGUACUUCUGUGUCAUUGGAAUUCCUGGCGUCUUUUUUACAGCACAAAAAAACUAUUCUGUGUCCACUGUUAGUACACCAUGAUGGAAGUAUUUUAUAAUCAAAUAAUUGCAGUGUGGGUGCAAAAGUUGACACACAACGUUCCAACCAGCGUCUCCCAUUGGAGUGAAAACAAAAUGGCAAUUCAGUCUAAUUGUCAGGAUCAAAGAAAUGAUGAUAAAAAAAUCUGAUGCACAUUUUGAUGCUUUUGAACUAUAAGGUAGGCAGUAGUAGUGGUUUGGUAAUCAUACAGACUGUACUUCAGUUUCGACUGACUUGAAGGUGAGGAGGUCAUCGCAGAAUUUUCAUUUUGAAGUGAAAUAUUUCUUUAAGUGCAUUUGUUAUCCUUGUCAAAGACUGUGUUUCUGCUUGUAUUUAAAAAAGUCACUUUACUUUAUGUCUUUAGAGGCACGUGAAAACGAUAUGAACUGUGUGUUUUGUGUCAAAAUGAGUCUUUCUGAGUGUUUCUUGCCCUGAUACUCGGCCACAGCGGGAGCAGAGGACAACAGGACGAACCUGACAAAGUUUUGGAAAAGUGCAGACUGCAUAUCCACCCCAUACCGACUGUUGACCACAUGCCACCUCUGGGCCUGCGGGGAUCUGGACCAUAAUUUCAUUUCUAAUUCUAGCAGCGCUAAAUUCAUUUCUUCAGAUGGCGACCACUGUGGGGAAAAUUGAAUUGCUUCUCCCAGGCCACUGUAAUAUGCAUGUCUGUUUAAUUUCACACCGCCAGGAGAAAGAUGAUGCCGUUCAAAUUGACUUUAUGAAAUCACCUUCUCAGUUGGAGACACACCGUGUGAAGUGAUACUUCACUGUGAUUGAACUUUUUUUUUUUUUAAUUAGUUAACUGGAUGUGAAUUUCUGAGAAGUCAAGUUCUGAUAUAAACUAUGGUCAAAACACAACAGUGAAAGCAGGCCAAUUUACUUUUUGAAAACUCAAACUGAUUUUUUUAAAAUUAACUCACUGUUUUCAGUUUUAUGAAUUCAAAUUAUAAUACAUUGGACUACAAUUAUAAAGGGUUGGUUCACCCGAUUUCUGCUGCCACUUCAAUACAAUAGAAGUGAAAAGUGUUAACAAUGGACCAAAUGACUAUGUGAUAUAUGAAAGGGGUUGCUUAUAGAGACAAAACCAUAGAGAAUCACCUGACUCUACAGUGCUCCUCAGCUAUAUGGAGCGUUUUAGCAUCUUUUAGCUCAUGUUCUCUUUUUACAGCCCAGUAGCGACGAACUGGUGAACAUGGAGCAUUUAGCAGCUAAAGAGCCAGAUGUUUCCCUCAGGACAUGGUGGAGAACGAAACAGAGCUAAAAGCAGAGUGAAUAUUGGACUUACAUUCAUCAGGUGGACACAAGCACGACUCAAAAUCAAUGCUAAUGCUGGAUGUGUAAAUAAGCAAGCUUUAAGAAUUUCAAUAGAAAUGUGUCUUUCCAGAGACAAUGUCCCUGUUACUCUGGAUAAUCCACAGAACACAAUGCAAACAUUUUUACUGGAAGUACUUUCUACCGAAGAAAUAGUCCUUAUGUGAAUUAUCCAGAGGAAUAUGGAUCCUGUUAGCAGCAUAAACACUGUUCCAUUCACCUCCAUUGUAUUGAGGUGACGGCAGAAAUCUCAGAGACAGAUAUCCCAAAACCUGGGCACAUAAAACCAAAACUAUCUACAUGGUUAGAUACAACUAGCUAUUGAUCACUAAAGUCAAGCUCAUUGUAUUAGUGGCAAGCUAGUUUUGGAGUUUUCAGAGCUUUUUUGUUAUCUCCAACAAACCCAACAAAGUAACUUUGUAACACUUUAACCCUUUAAAGAAAAGAUGCUAGGUUUUGUCCACCAGAGCCAUGUUGCAACAGAGUUUUGUUGUUAGAUAUGACUUGAGAUACAAAUACAGUACAUAAGUAGAAGUAGAAGAUAAAUCAAAGGGGCCACAAAAAGAUCACCAAGAUAGGAAAGAAAAAGAAAAAAAAAAACAACGCAAUUAAAAAAUGAUGUUUGUUUGAAAUACUGAAGGCUUUCACCUUUUAAGACCUUUAAAAUCACAACAAUCUGAGAAGAGAACAUCACUCUCGUUUAACUGCUCAUGGCUCAUAGCCAUACAGUAUGCAACCUGUGAUAAGAGGUCAUGAAUAGACAUUGCUUAGGGCACUGGUUCCCAACAUGGGGGUCAGAACCCGUAAGGGGUUCCAAGAUAUAUCUGAGGGGCCACAAGAUGAUUAAUAGUACAAACAAGAAAAGGAAAAAAAUCUGUUAAACCAAAUUCUGUUUAUUUUUUCUGACUUUCCUCGAAUGUUUUUGUUGUGAAGUUAUGGCUAUUUGGCCAUAACCUGUGAAGAGGGGUCACAAGUAAACAUUUGAAGGCGUCACAAGCCAAAAAAGUUGGAAACCGCUUCUCUAAGGACUCCUGUAGAUCAUGGACCACACUUUGGAAACCACUGGGUCCAUGCAAGCUAAAAAGUUUCCAUUAAAAUUAAAUAUCACAAAAAGCUGGUGGAAAGUGACGCUGUACUCUUGUCUGCAAACAAUUCCUCUAAAGAACUGCAUUCAGACUGAUGCACUAUAGCAAAGCACAACAUCAACAUUAGGUUUCUCUUGAUAUAUUUACUAUCAAAGAAGUAUCAAAAUGUGACCACACUGUGCAGUCAGAGAGGUGAAAAGCUGAAUUUUCUUCCAAGUCUUCAUGGCACCGGGGAAAUGGUCUCACACCUUCUCUGAAACUAAUAACAGACAGCGAGUCUCAGGCUUCACACUCUCACCAGCCUCUCUCCACCACGGUGUUACUAAUCGACAAUUUCCUGUCCCGUACGGCUGCAGCGGCUUCUAAGUUUUACUUUAAGACAGACCUGACCCAGUUAAGUAAAUCCGUCUGUGAAGGUGUUAAUAAAUACACAGAACUCAUGGUGUGUGAAGUGACUUGAGCAUAACUCAUCUGACACACUCAAAAGCACUUGUGUGAUGCAUGCAUAUAACUGAAAAUACGAUGAAUUAAAAAGAUACUUUCUCAUGAUGGCUGAACAGCUUCACAGGCCCAGUUGCUGCCUGUUAACUGUGUAUUUUUAUUAAGUGAAUUAUCUGUACAGUAACUGACAAUAUGUUGGAUGUUUCCAGACUGUGCUUCUUUCUUUCAGAUAGUCCUGAUGAAAGAUUGAUCAUUGUGUAUUAGAAACUAUGUCGCGCAGACAUGGGUCAAAAAUGUGGUUCAAAGUAAUUCCUGGUUAUUGCUCGAUUUUGGCUUGGCAAAAUUAGCAAUUUUGUGUCCCAAAAGCACAAAUCCAACCAUGACGGAAAAAUAACAAAUAUAAAAAAAAAUAUUUUGACCCAUGUCUUGUUUUCUGGCUCAUGUUGACUCUUUGAAAUGUUUUGAGUAUUUCUUACAUGUAAAAUGAAUGCUUCAAUUAAAAUGUUUGACAAAAUAAGAAAU
Siniperca chuatsi (mandarin fish) is the source of this 5140-nucleotide messenger RNA. RefSeq names its product C1q and TNF related 4 (gene c1qtnf4). The coding region runs from base 124 to 1293 and encodes 389 amino acids. Gene Ontology annotation, molecular function: protein binding. The transcript has 3 exons. The record is from RefSeq and is a predicted model, not a curated record. NCBI's taxonomy places the organism in Eukaryota, Metazoa, Chordata, Actinopteri, Centrarchiformes, Sinipercidae.